Messenger RNA from Hydatigera taeniaeformis, 954 nucleotides. The record is from the annotation of a GenBank genome assembly. Lineage: Eukaryota; Metazoa; Platyhelminthes; Cestoda; Cyclophyllidea; Taeniidae.
AUGGAUCCAUUGUGUGCAGAUCUUCCACUAAAAGGUUUCACCUGGACGCGCUGGGGCCACUUUCCCGAGGCUGUUAAUACGUCUCUGUUGAACGAACUUUGCACUCGGCUUUGUCGCACUGGUGCUGCUACCACUACUACUCUCUCGCCGAGGAUGACGGUGACGAGGAUGGGGAUGAGAGAGGACGAAUCGAUAUUUCGCCUCGUUGACGACACUGAUGUGACGUUGGGAGAUGGUGAGGACUUUUGCCCUUCACCACACUACGUCUCUCCUCCUCUCCCUUUUAUUCACGGCAACGGGGUGCCCGAGGCUCUGGGUGUGGCACAGCUCAAUUCUCUCCUCAAACGCACCGUGCAAGAGACUACAGACUGUCUCAUUGCUGGUCAGUUCUGCAUGACCAUAAAGUGCCCUACAUCCUUAGGAGUCAUUUUGUGCUAUAAAGUGAGUGCUUUCAAAGUGACUCUUAUUGAUUCCUUUGCUGCUGUUGCUACAGCGACGAAACGACGCAAUGCAGGCGGCGCGGCUUGGGCGGAGCAGUUGUUGUCAGAGGUCUACUCUCUUUGGUUUCUUCUCUUGCCUGCAUUUAUCGCCUCUCUGCAACAACACUCUGGUGGUUUGAACGUUGGUGAUGGUAUCGGUCUGGAGACUCGUCGUUUCCUCUACCGCGUUGUAGGCGUUUUUCUGCGCCUUUGGGAGUCACCGGUUCAACCUGUUGAUCAGGUGUAUGUUCGCGUUCUUAUCGCGUUGCUCUAUGAAUACGGCACCUCAGAUGAGGGCGUGAUUAGCUUCUGGAGCAGUCGGCCUCUGAACGCGCCUUCCUACGCCAUGGCUAAUCAGUUGCAACGUGAUCUCGGCCACAAAUUGACUUCAGCUAGGACUAUGGAAGAUGGCAGUGAGUCCAGCACAGGUAAUGUUAACUAUUCCAAUAGCAGGAGGUGUGGUUCCUUUCUGUAA